Calypte anna (Anna's hummingbird) is the source of this 8330-nucleotide messenger RNA. RefSeq names its product solute carrier family 49 member 4 (gene SLC49A4). Gene Ontology annotation, cellular component: membrane; intracellular membrane-bounded organelle. NCBI's taxonomy places the organism in Eukaryota, Metazoa, Chordata, Aves, Apodiformes, Trochilidae. The transcript is spliced from 9 exons. The record is from RefSeq and is a predicted model, not a curated record. The coding region runs from base 39 to 1487 and encodes 482 amino acids.
AUCCCCUCCCCGGCGGGCCCCGGUCAGCGCCCCCGCAGAUGGGCUUAGGCUGGAGCACCGCGGAGGAGCGGCAGCCCCUCCUGCCGCCUCCGCCACAGCAGCAGCAACGGCGGCGGCCGCAGGCGGCGGGCCCGGCGGAGCCGGCGGCGGGACCGGUGGGGCGGCUGGCGCCCUUGGCUGGCCGCGUCUACGGGCGACGGUGGCUGGUGCUGCUGCUGUUCUCGCUGCUGGGCUUCGCGCAGGGCUUGGUAUGGAACAGCUGGGGCCCCAUCCAGAACUCGGCCCGCCUGGCCUUCGGCUUCAGCGGCUGGGACAUCGCCCUGCUCGUCUUCUGGGGGCCCAUCGGCUUCGCGCCCUGCUUCUUCUUCAUGUGGCUCAUGGACAAAAAGGGUCUGAGAGUAACUGUGUUACUAACAUCAUCCCUCAUGGUAUUGGGAGCUGGCCUGAGAUGCGUUCCAGUUUCAGACCCAGAAAUCAGGAAGAAGCUGAUUCAUGGAGGGCAGCUGUUAAAUGGCUUGGCAGGGCCAACUGUGAUGAAUGCAGCACCAUUUCUUUCCACAACGUGGUUUUCUCCAGAUGAACGUGCCACAGCCACAGCCAUUGCCUCUCUCCUCAAUUACCUGGGAGCUGCUGGUGCUUUUCUGGUGGGGCCUCUUGUAGUGCCACCUCCUAAUGGGACAUCUCAGCUCCCGCUGGUAUCGCAGAGCAACACGGAGCACAUCAAGGAUCGCAUUGAGGCUGUGCUGUAUGCAGAAUUUGGAAUGGUUUCCCUGAUAUUUUCUGCAGCAUUGGCCUACUUCCCCUCGCGCCCUCCGUUCCCUCCCAGCGUGGCUGCGGCGAGUGAGCGGCUCAGCUACAGGAGAAGUUUUUGCAGACUCUUGAGCAAUUUCCGAUUCUUGAUGAUUGCUUUGGCCUAUGCUAUACCACUGGGGGUUUUCUCUGGCUGGUCUGGUGUGCUGGAUUUGAUAUUAACCCCAAUUCAUGUGAGCCAAGUAGAUGCAGGCUGGAUUGGAUUUUGGUCUAUAGUUGGAGGUUGUGUUGUUGGCAUAGCGAUGGCAAGAUUUGCAGAUUUUAUCAGGGGCAUGCUGAAGUUUAUACUGCUGCUGCUUUUAUCUGGAGCAACGUUAGCAUCAACGUGGUUCACUCUUACCUGUCUAACUACUGUCACUCAUCUGCCUUUAACCACAGCUACACUGUACACAUCCUGCAUUUUGUUGGGUAUAUUCCUCAACAGCAGUGUACCAAUAUUCUUUGAGCUUUUUGUGGAGACAGUCUACCCUGUUCCAGAAGGGAUUACCUGUGGAGUUGUCACCUUUCUGAGUAAUGUGUUCAUGGGAGUGCUUUUGUUUUUCCUCACAUUUUACCAUACAGAGUUUUCCUGGUUCAACUGGUGCCUGCCAGGGUCGUGUCUGCUCAGCCUGCUCCUCAUCCUCUGCUUCCGUGAGUCCUACGACAGACUCUAUCUCGACGUCGUUGUCUCAGUGUGAUGACACCAGACUGGUGAGGGGUUGGAAGAGACUGGGAGUCACAUCUGCCUGGAUUUCCACAGCUGAACAGCAGGAAAACAAAAACUUACAAGACUUUUUUUGUGGCUUUAUUAGAGAGGGUGAGGGACAGGCUGUUCUUACGCUCAAGACCACCUUGAUUUGUGACAAAUGUGGAGCUUGAGCGGUGCUAAUGAUGCCGAAAUGCACAAAGAGAAAAUAUAUGAUGUAAAGGUCCCAUUGCCAGAGCUGGGGCUCUAUUUAAAAGGCUGUUGAUGUAGCAGUGAGGUGUACAGUUGUGUAUGUGUAUGUGUGUGUAUGUAUAUGUGUGUGUGUGUGUGUGUGUGUGUGUGUGAAUGUGUACUGACUCAAGGUUUAUACCCACUGGGGUACCAGUAAUCUUUGGAGUCUUCUAUCAGAAUAGAAAUAGGAAAUAAACACAACAAAAGGGGAAGAAAAAAAAAGAUAAAAGGAAAAAAAAAAUCUUUUUCUUUUAAAAAUCUGUUUUUCAAAUCACUAGUCACAUAAUAAAUGUCCAUUAAAAAGUUAAGCUAAAAGAAUUUGGUGCUUGUACACUACAUUUACAUUGUAAUAAAGUAAUUUCUGAUACAAGACGCUGGUACCAGGGUUUUUAGCCAUGCUAGAUAUCCCAAACAGUCCUUGCAGUGUUGUUAGAGGUGUUUGUUAUCACUGGAGCACUUGUGACAAUAGCUUUAGCUGCCACUGAAUCCCACCUGGCACCCACAGUCACCUCUGAAAUACCACCAUGGCUCUGGAUCUCCUGAAUACAGAGCAUCUGUGACUGGAGCUUACUGGAGGGUCACUCUUGGUAAAUGUUACUGUUUUAAAGGCCACCACUGUGUCACCUGCUCAUUCCCUAUCUCCAGUACUGCCAUUUUUACUGUGAAGACCUGUUUGUGCCACUGACUACUGUGGGUAUGGAUGUCUGAGUCCUACUAGUUCUCCUCUGAUACUCUGAGUUGUGUGUGGUUUUUAGGAUUAAUUUAUGAUUGAGGGUGCCUAAACAACACUAUUAACCCAAGUCUUUUAAAUCACUGUUUCCUCAAAAAAUGUAUUUCCAGUUAAUGAGGUGCCCUGAUGGUAAAAUGGCCAUGAGAAAUAACUCAUGAGUUUUGGCAUGAUAUGGGAAGUAUAAUGCCAGCUCUUUUUAUCAGUACUAAUUUGUGGUCAUUCUGGCCCUUACUUGAACAUAAAUAUUAAAGACACUUUGAAUAAUUUUUUAACAAUUUUAAACCUGCUAAUAAUUCCUUAAUUAUAUAUCUAGAUUUCAGUUCAGCAUCACUUACAGCAUUUCCUUGUGUGUGUGCUUUGUAUUAGGGCUGUGUGUUUGUGCGUGCGUGUGCGUAUUUAUAUCUAUGUAUACACAGAUAAAACUUAUAUAUAUGCCUUUUAUAUAUAAGUUAGACAAAAGUAUGUGUUUACAUAGGUUUAUUUUAAGUAAUCAUGUCUCUGGAUGGUGUUAUGCUCUGUUUGUAACUGAACCAGUCGCUGCCAUGUGUGGAGACCCUUACAGACGCUGCCAGUGACAUGAGUUUUUUUCAGGGAAUGAGUGAUUUCCUACUGUAGCAAUUUUAUCACAGAGGAUGUGUGCACAUGUCAGAGGAGGCUGUUGUGCAGGGUUCUGCCUCUGUAGAAGUCUGGCUCUGAUGCCCCUUGUUCUAGUGCAGGGCUCUGCUCUGCUGCCCUGGGGUGACAUCAAGGCUGCGAGCUCACCCCAAUCAGCCCUGGACUGAGCUCUGCCUUUCAGGCAUGGAUCUGUUCAUUUUGUUUGCUCUCCUUUUGCAGAGGGAAUGUGCCACCAAUACCUUCAACUCAGGAGUGUGUCUGUGCAGUAAAAUAAAACAAGCUGUUCUCUGCUUUUAUGUUUUCAGAGCAAUGGAUGUAUUUACUGUAGUUACAGAAAAUUGACUUAGCUCAUUGACUAUACCAGCUACUAAAUGAUCUUUUCUGUCUUGAAGCAGGCUCUUUGCAGAUGAUGGAGCUAACCUGCGCUGGGAUAAUGAAAUCAAUCUAACCAGCACAUUCCCAACCGCUGGCAUCAUCCUCUUACUGUUUUUCAGAGGAAUGGUAUUAGCUGUCCAGCAGCUUUUUACUGUGUUUUAGUGUCUGAAAUAGUUUCAGUAUCCAGUAGCUGCUGCUACCUAUUCUCUUCUGAAACCAAGGAUUGCUUGCCAAGAGUCUGAUUGGAGUUGCAUUGUCAUGGCAGAAUAGCAAGCUCAGAUGGCUCUUCACAGCUCUGCUUCUGCAUUUUACUGUAACUGUAUUAGGAUUAAAACUGCAUAGUUCAGGCACUUUCCUGAGUGACAGAGAUUUCUGAUCUUUUUUCUGCCCUGACUGUUUUAAGAUGGAGAAGCACUUCAGGCAAUAUUCAGUCUAAAACCUAUUCUGCCUCUGCUCCAGAAAGCAUAAAACAAUUCAAAAUAUUUGUCAGUGGUGUCAGAUGCAGAUGCUCCCUACCAUCAGGGGAGAGGAGGUAACAUCUUGUUUAAAACCCCUUUGAUUGUUUUUCUGAAUCAGUGUGCAUUGCUCACUGCUCUCCUGAACUUGGAUGCCUUGGUAAAAGUUUCUGUCUUUGUCUAAGGCACUCAAGUGUGGGGUCAUAAUUAUGGCCCUUGAUGCCUCUGCACCAAACUGGGGACGUUCUCUAUCCCAGAGGGUGCAGGGGGCUCUGCUGGGGGCCUGCAGUGGGGCUGGGGGUCACUGCUCUCAGCCAAACCUCAGCCAGACUUCCCAGCAAGCCUGAUGGAAACUUGCCUGGGUGGAAACCCAAGGCUCACUCCCAAAUUACUUGGAGUUGCUCAGGAUGCUGCUGCAUUCCACAUGCACCACAUUCAGGCUUUUAGGUUGUUAUUAGAUUUGCAAGUCUGGCUCAGGAUGGAGGUGGGGAUUGCAAAUGUGCUUGCUGAGAUCUCUGAAAAAUAUUUUAUCCUCUGUGCCUAGCAGCAGCGUCCUUCUCUGGAGGAACAGUCCAUUUCAUGCCAGUAACCCUGCUGAACCUGUGGGAAUAUUUUUUUGGAUAUGGGUUAUCACUAAAUCCACCUUUGGAUUUACUCAGGGUCUGAGCUGUCAGGAGAACUGCACUUUAUUAGAAGUUUGAGUCUGAGACCAUAGGGAGAGCUCUGAGCAAUGCUGAUACAAUUAGCAGUAGUGCAGAACAGGCUCAAAACACUUAAUAUUUCUCUUAUUAAUUAGCUAAAGUUCUAAGUCUCUGUAACUUCUGAGUCAGCAACAGUGGGUUUUUUUAUCUAAAUAAGGCGUUACCUUGCACUGCUGCUGAGUAGCUGACAUUGGCUGCUGCCUGGCCUUUGACUUGCAAGCAGAGGAAGGUGCCUUGGGAAUUUGGAAUAUUUGCUUCUCUUCAUGGCCCCAUAAGUCCAUGACCCUGGGGAACAUUUUUUUUACCCAGCAGUGCAGAGGCCCCUAAAAUACCAAUGGCUGUGCUAUGGUUUAUCUAGCAGAUGCUAGGAAGGACACUUUGUAGUGAUGACUCUCUUCAUUUUAAGGAUGGGCUGCUCCUCUGAGAAGGUUUUCUUAUGAGCUCUGGAGCUGUGCUGGCUUUCAUGCUGCUAAUGAGGAAGCUCAGGGUUAGUAGAUGUAGGUGCUGCCUCUCUUCAAUGCAUUAAUUUCCCUUUGAUUUCUUUGCCUUCCUGAUGGCCUCCUGCCCUCAUGGUGUGGAGUCUGUGCAGGAGUUGCAGAGAGGAGAUCCUGUGCUCUCUGGCCAAUUUUAGGGGGAUGGGCUGGCUGACCUUCUUCUUAAUAUGCAUAAAAAUAGUGUUUUUUUGGAAAAUCAUGCAAGCUGGAAGAAAAGAAAGUGUAGACCAUAAAGGAUUUUGCACAUGUGAGCAGAUAGUCUGUUAUAAGCAGACCAUAAUUUCUCUGAAACUUGUAAUUUUAACUUGCACAGCUAUAGAGGCUAAGCUAACAGGCACUACUCUUGGUAGGGAAUCAGGUUCAGCAUCAGGGAGUUAUUCCCAACCAUCUGCUGGAGCUGAAGUGAAUGGGAGCAGGAUGUCUUUAAUCUUGGAGAGGGUUGGAAAAGCUCAGCCUGUGUCAGUGUUUGUACUCGUGACUCCAGGGAGUGCCAGGCUGAUGGACAGGGGUUUCAGAAGGCAUUUCAACAGUGAAAUACUUCAUUGAGUUCAUCAAAUCCAUGUAAAAUUGGAAAUUUUGUGAUGACAGGGAUGCUAAUGCCUGGCUUGUUCUACAGUAAAGUUAACAAGUGACUGCGUAGCCUUACACUGUAAUCUAAACAAGCUGAAUUGAUUGCUGUGCAUAUGUUGGCUGUGAGGAGAAAGAGAAAUGCUAUUUAAUUGUGAGGAUUGCCUGAAAUGUGAAUAGGAGUUUUCACAUGGAUAUGACUGUCCUGUAAUGCUGUGACAGCCGGGUUUUAAAUUUCCAUCUUCUUUUCUUCUGUUGGGUCACUUGCAAAUAUUAAUAAUUAUCUGUUACAAAUGGAUUUUUAUGUUUCAUUAGUGGUUUGGAGUAUUAUUUCAGACUAAGUUUGGAUCACUGCAGUGAUUUGUCAGGACAGGUGCUGUGCUGGUGAGGCAGCCCCCGUUUGUGUUUGGUAUCAGUCUGUGUUUGAUGUUGGUGCUGAAGUUCUCGGGGUUGAUCAAGCCCCUGGUGUGGGGCUGAGGGUGUGUGGGGAGGGCUGGGGGAUGCAUGAGGGUCACAGGAGGGGGGUGCUGCCCCUGCCAAAAGAGACCAGAACUUCAUCACCUUCCCUAGGUCUGGGAUGUGCAUCCCAGCAUCAGGGCUGGGAGCAGGAGGGGAGCAGGUGCUGGGGGAAAAGCCUGGUGGCUGCUGCCUCCCUGCUGGAGGGGCAGCCGCUGGGCACCCCACGCUGUGCCUGGGAGGUGACAGCAUCCACACAGGAGCACCAGCCCAGCCUGCUCCAGCAGUGUCCUUUGAGAUGGCAAAGGGGAAUUGCCCAGAGCAGGUAGCUGCCCCAGGAAAGUCAGAAGAGGAUUCAGUCUUCUUAUGAUUUUUGCAGCUGGUGUUUAAAGACAAACAAAACUAAUAAAUAGAGGAAGAAAUGUAACCAGUCCAAAGUUGUGAUGAGGGAAAACAAAUAUUUGCACAGAUGUGCUGGCUCUUGCCUUUCACUCAGGAUCACAAUGUGUUUGGAGCAAUUGGAACCCACCCUGAGCACAGAGCUGCUCUUGCAGCCUCAACCCCCCCCUCCUGCCACUGCUCAACCCCUCAGCAUCACAGGACCACAGGUGCCUUGAGCUGGGGAUGCAGCAAUGGGGGCAGAGGGUAGGGGAACCUCUAUGGGCAGGAUGCCCAGAAGGUGUGAUGCUGCUGGGCAGUUGGGUUAUUUGCACAGAAGGGAUGUCUUUGAUAGCCCAAUUUAAGCAGGAUAUCAUUUUUUCUUCCUCCAGUAUGAGGCUGUGACUGUUGCUUGAUGUUUGUGACACCAUUUGUGCCACAGGAGCAGCUGUGGCUGGGGCAGUGUAGAGGCAGGGGUUUUCUUAGGUGUGACAGGGAAAGCAGGUGGGACCUGGUGUGUCCAGUAACAGCUUCUCCUUCCCCAUGGUCCCUCUCCCCACUAGCUUCCCACUGCAAUUUCUCCACUUGUUCAACCUGUACAGACUUGUUGGGCUUGAUUUGUAUGGCUACAUGAAGAAAAUACUAAGCACAAAUUUUAUUUUUUUUUUGUAAUGGGAAUCUUUUCCCUUUCGGCUCAGGCCAUUUCUUCAACCUUACUCCAUCUAUUUGUAAAAGUCAAAAGAGUUUUACCCCAUGUUUCCCUUCUGCAAGAGGAUGUGCAGGCUUGUGUGAUGCUGGGAUGGGCAGCCAGAGCCCAGGCACUGGCUGGGCUGGGGCAGGGGACACUCCAUGUACCUCCUCCACACACACUGUGGUCAGGGUUGGGAAGUGCUUUGGGAUCCUGUAGGGGCGGGGGCUGGAGCAGGGCCUGGGAAAUGUCCUUGAGACUUCAGUCAGUGGCAUCAAUGAGGCACAGACUGCGUGCACUGCAUGUGCGGAACCCUUCCCAGUGGGGUAGGUGACUGAAACUGGUGGGCAAUGGUUGCUUAGGGAAAGGAUGCUCAGAGAACUGUUCUGCACGGGGCAGUCAGGGGUUGGUGUGAUGCCCCUGGGCUGUAUCCAGCUCUCCCUGCACGCCCUGGAUGUGCAAUCAAAGCCACAGUGCAAACCCAAGAGUUGGGUUCCCAGCCCUGACCCCUGCCUGCCCUGGGCCUUCUGCUCCCACCCAGCUCCUGGGCUGAACCAGCCCAGCAGAGCCUCAGGACACCCCCAUCUGUGGGUGACCCCUGCUACUGUCCCAGAGGACAGCAGAGCAUUGGCCAGAUACAGAUAUUUGCUCUGCCUACAAUACUUACUGGGUUAAAAUCUUCCCCUAUCCCAAGUUUAAGGUCUUCCACUGUGCAUUUUAGAAACAAGAAACAAGAACUUUAUAAGAUGAAAAAUCAGCUUUUCAUUAUGUGAUGCACCUAAUGGUUGGGGUUUUUUGAACUGUGUGAAGACACAGAAAAAGAAAAGGGUUUUACAUGUUGGAGAGCAUCUUUAGAAUCUAUCCUCAACCUGUAAGACUAUUCAAUUUUACUGGAGUUUGUAUGCAUUUUACUUUUGUAAUUUUUUAAGUGAUUUGAUAGAAUUUUAUUUUGGGGCAAAUUCUACUUUUUGUAUGCGAUAUUCUGAUGUGAUGUAUUUUUAUUUUUAAGAAAAUAAUGUUGAAACUGCUAUCUACUUAUCAAUGUAACACAUCUGCCGUGUCAUUUUGUUCUGAAACUGGAAUCUGACCAUGGAGUGAGUGUUACUUUACCUACUGGUUGUUGCACAUUAAAGAGGUUACUCAGA